UUAUUCUCUGUAAUUGUGUUCGUACUCGCACCGGUUCACUCCCUCACACUCUCGCUCUUUCCACCAUUUCACACCCGCCCCCCGCUCUCUCCCCGCCAUGACAAGCGUAGCGGGCGACAAUCUCCUCAAUCAGUUGCAAGAAGCCCUAGCGUCAGAUCCAGACAACCCCUCUCACCACUUCAAUCUUGGACUUUUCUUUUGGAAAAAGGGGGAGGAAACAGUCGGAGAGGAAUCGAAGCGGUACAAAGAGAAAUCGGCGGAGCAUUUCGUGGCGUCAGCGAAGCUAAACCCUAGCGAUGGCGCCUCUUUCAGAUUUCUAGGGUAUUAUUAUAGCACGACUUCGGUUGAUGAGCAAAGGGCAGCUAAAUGUUAUCAGAGAGCAGUGAAUCUUAGCCCUGAGGAUUUCGAAGCUGGGGAAGGGUUGUGUGAUUUGUUGGAUGGAAGCGGGAAAGAGAGUCUGGAGAUGGCUGUGUGUAGAGAAGCAUCUGAUAAGUCACCAAGGGCAUUUUGGGCAUUCAGGAGAUUGGGAUACUUGCAGCUUAAUUAA
Molecule: messenger RNA, 547 nt
Organism: Asparagus officinalis (garden asparagus)
Lineage: Eukaryota; Viridiplantae; Streptophyta; Magnoliopsida; Asparagales; Asparagaceae
Product: tetratricopeptide repeat protein SKI3-like
Exons: 4
Coding region: 98-547 (149 amino acids)
Cellular component (GO): Ski complex
Molecular function (GO): protein binding
Source: RefSeq, a predicted model, not a curated record